GUGCUCACUCCCUUUAUCCUUCAUAUAUAUUGAUGUUGUGGUUGUGAAGUGUUGUAAUUUUAGGUUACCCAAUUUGUUUAUUUUGGAUCUGGGUAGUUGUAAACAGUAGUAUUGGGAGGAUCUAUGUAAGAUGACUAAAUAUGCACCGGAAAUACUUAUUCUCUCAAUAUUUGUAUCUUCGGCCUCACUCCUGCUGCUCAUCAAUAAAGCUGUCUACAGUCCAGAAUUAUUACAAAAUGUAGCCCCAGAAUACAGCUGGCUAAUUGAUGGUUUCAUCAACUUGCUGUGCUACUCCACAAUACUGAUACCAGGUUACUUAGUAUAUAAAUACAUUAAGAAAAUCAACUACUUAGAUAAAGCAGUUGGAAACAAUUGCAUUGUUACAUUGAUACAAAAGUGCUUUCAAGAGGAUGAAAGUCUAGAUAGAACAGUCUCAGCUACACAAACUGCCUCACAAAGAACUGAAUGUAAUACUGCAAUACGUCUGUUAUUCUAUUUUGUAUGUCUUCAGCUGUCUUUGGUGUCUUGGGGUGUUCUACAAGAAAAAGUUACUCAUGAGUAUGUGAAUGAGAAGAAAGAAGUUGGCGUGUUUAAAGACUCGCAAUUUUUAGUGUUCAUUAAUAGGAUUCUUGCUUUUACUAUAUCUGGAAUUGUUAUGUGUUUGCGCAGACAGCCAAGACAUAAGUGUCCUAUGUACAAAUAUGUUUUUUGUUCUCUAUCAAAUAUUUUAAGUUCCUGGUGUCAAUAUGAAGCUCUCAAAUACGUGUCUUUCCUUCAUCAAGUACUAGCCAAAGCGGCAAAAACAAUCCCUGUUAUGAUUAUGGGUCGAAUUGUAUCACGGACGAAGUAUGAAAAGUACGAAUAUAUAACAGCGUGCGUCCUAUCUGCUGGAAUGUUAUUCUUUAUGUGGGAUACAGGGAAUGACAAAGAUACAUCCACCUCAAUAACUACAUUCUCUGGUGCAAUCCUUCUUUGCUCGUAUAUUGCGUUCGACAGUUUUACUACAAAUUGGCAAGGUGCUCUCUAUACCCAAUAUUCCAUGACACCGAUUCAGAUGAUGUGCGCGGUGAACUUAUUCUCCUGCUGUUUUACAGCAGUUUCGUUAUUCCAACAAGGAAGUUUCAUACACUCAUUAAAUUUUAUGAUCAAAUUCCCAAGGUUCAUAGUUGACUGUGUUCUGUUAUCUAUUUGUUCCGCGGUCGGCCAACUCUUCAUUUACAGUACCAUCGCAGACUUCGGUCCUCUGGUCUUUGCCAUCAUUUCUACGAUCCGACAAGGAUUCUCUGUAAUAAUGAGUUGCAUACUGUUUGAACAUGAGGUGCAUUCGUUAGGUAUAUUCGGACUAUUUCUUGUUUUCCUUAGUCUUUUCUUUAGGAUCUACUGUUCACAUAGAAGCAAAGUUCUACGGAAGCGCGCUCGAAUCAAUAACGAAAGUAUCAAACAUUAGAUACUGUAAGGAUAACAUUUUAAAACAUUGUAUAUAAUUUAACUAAAAU
Nicrophorus vespilloides is the source of this 1496-nucleotide messenger RNA. RefSeq names its product adenosine 3'-phospho 5'-phosphosulfate transporter 1-like. Gene Ontology annotation, molecular function: 3'-phosphoadenosine 5'-phosphosulfate transmembrane transporter activity. The record is from RefSeq and is a predicted model, not a curated record. Gene Ontology annotation, cellular component: Golgi membrane; endoplasmic reticulum membrane. The transcript has 6 exons. The coding region runs from base 131 to 1447 and encodes 438 amino acids. Lineage: Eukaryota; Metazoa; Arthropoda; Insecta; Coleoptera; Silphidae. Gene Ontology annotation, biological process: transmembrane transport.